Carassius auratus (goldfish) is the source of this 1344-nucleotide messenger RNA. RefSeq lists its product as uncharacterized. Bases 1 to 1344 code for a protein of 447 amino acids. The record is from RefSeq and is a predicted model, not a curated record. Lineage: Eukaryota; Metazoa; Chordata; Actinopteri; Cypriniformes; Cyprinidae. The transcript has 2 exons.
AUGUACCGCGGUCCAGCUUGUAUUAUUGACUAUCCCGCUCUGGAAAGUAAGAUCAAUGGUAUGAUCUAUAAACCAGUCCCUGAUCUGACAACAGUUUAUUGUAGCCUCAAGGAGCUGAAGGACUACACACAAGAAAUAGUUGAGUCUGUCCAACAUGACACCCAGUGGACACAAAUAGUUGUGAAAUACAGCAAUGUGAUUCAUAAGUUUAGGAACAUCAGCACAUUACAUGCACAACUUAAAAAUGGUACGAUAAACCAACGGCACUAUCUGUCUGAAGUUGGAGCUCAGUUCACAGAGGAAAACUCUUUUCAGUUUCAUCUCACAGACUUUCACCACAUGAUGAUGGGCACUGGAGAAGAAAACAACAUUCUGGAUGUUUUUCGCAAGUCGCUGGUCCAGGACUCCCAAAGACAGUCUGCUGAGCCAGUAGAGUGCACAAAAUAUUACAUGGACCAGAUUGAUUAUUUUGUGCGUUACAUGUUUGCCCUUGAAAAGGAAGCUGUUUUAGCUUGGUCUAAAUAUCUAAUGGUCACUGGAAAGUCAGAGAACAUUGAUUUUGUUGAGAAGGUUUUUAAGGACUAUGUUUCACAGCAGUGGAGACUCUUCAAUAAAAAUGGAUGUGGCCCUCUGAAGGCUGCAGAUCUUCAGAACAACCAUUGUAAGGAGCAGUACCACAGCACAGCCCAGCAGCAGGUCAAAAUGAAAUGUAGUGGAUUAUUGAAGCCCUUCCCCGAGUCUGUGGGGUGUUCUGGAGGACAGUGGAGUGCUUUACCCGUGUGCUACUCUGAGCAGGUAAACGGACGAGUUGAGUGCAAAUCUGAAGGUGGAGUCACUGUCUGUAAGGCCACAUGCUCGCCUGGCUGGGGCUCCGCCACACACCCUCUGCCUGCUGAAUAUAAAUGCCCAAAACCACCCUGUCCAUCCUUCACACCACACACAUGUAACAAUUGCACACAGAACAGUGUGUGUAAGGACCAUGAGGUCUGCACUGGCUCCUUUGGGACAUGUCUUGACACAUGCCUGGUUAAACCCUGUGGAGUAAACGCCAAAUGCUCAUCCUCCAAUCAUGACAGGACCUGCACUUGUGUGAGCCCGUGGAAAGGAGACCCAUACCAGGGCUGCAGGAGUCAGGACCUCCAGUGGGUUCAGACCGGAGGGGUGCUCAGCAAUGCUGUUCGUUCUAAUGCCCAACUUGCUGUGUGCAAAGCCAUUGGACCUGACAGCGGGUGGCACAGUGGUUUUGUAAACGAUCAAUGCUGUAAUUAUGAAUAUGAUGGAAGAAAGCAUCAGGCCAAUAGCUAUGAGGUACAUCAGUGCAGUACUGUUAAGGAGCUGAACUAG